AUAAUUUCUGAGCUCCACAUAGUGGAGCUGAUUCUUUCACACAGUUGUCAGCCUGCACGUCAGAGCUCCACGUGGUUGGAUGAGAUGUCAUAGAAAAUUUACAUUAUACGAAGCGCGUAGUUUUCAUUAUUUUCGUUCGCAACAAACCACAACAAACUCGCAAAAUGACUCAAAUGUCUAGACUAGAAAUUAAUGUCAAGCGACUUUUAACGCGCUGCGAAUUAAUAGCGAAAGAUGAUCCGCAUAAAGACUGGAAACUUGAAAAGUAUAUACUUGCUCUGGAUGACAUGAUGAAUAAAUUGCAAGCACAACCAAAUAAACCAUCCAAAGAUACCAUGAUGGGUUAUACUAAAAGGAUAGACUUCCUAAAAGGAAUAAUAAGUGCAAUGAAGUUAUCAAAUCCUGUAGAAAGAGUUGCUGCUGCACAAUUAUUACCAAAAAAUUCGGCUUCGGCAAAUGAUUCUAUCACUACAAAUAUUACAACACAAAUACAUCAGAAAACCAUUGCAAAAUAUAAUCGAGAACUACGUGCAGAUUUAUUUCAUACUGACAAAGGUGCAAAUAAAGACGGUAUACGACAGAGAUUAUCAAAUGCUAAUAUGCAAGACGAAGACUUGGAUGCUAUUUUGAAGUACAAUCGUAAUAUUCAGGAGAAAAUUGCUGAAAAUAUGCUCUCCAUGACCAGCAGUAUGAAGGAACAUGCAUUAGCAGCGAAUGCUAUCAUAAAAAAAGAUAUUGGCACGCUGGAAGUGUCCGACAAAUUAACCGAUGUCAAUGCUGUUAAAUUAAAGAAGGAGUCUUUAAAGCUAGAAGAGCACACUAACUCAAAAUGGAGAUGCUGGUUGUGGUUCAUGAUAGCUUUCGUUUUGGUUGUAUUUUUCAAUAUGAUAUUAUUCAUGAAAGUGAUGAAAAAGAAAAUUUAAACAAUAAUUGGU
This is a messenger RNA of Linepithema humile (Argentine ant), 935 nucleotides long. It is a transcript of the gene Use1, whose product is annotated as Vesicle transport protein Use1. NCBI's taxonomy places the organism in Eukaryota, Metazoa, Arthropoda, Insecta, Hymenoptera, Formicidae. Gene Ontology annotation, biological process: retrograde vesicle-mediated transport, Golgi to endoplasmic reticulum. Gene Ontology annotation, molecular function: SNAP receptor activity. The record is from RefSeq and is a predicted model, not a curated record. Gene Ontology annotation, cellular component: endoplasmic reticulum; SNARE complex.